This is a messenger RNA of Trichoplusia ni (cabbage looper), 3751 nucleotides long. RefSeq names its product protein unzipped (gene uzip). Bases 379 to 1749 code for a protein of 456 amino acids. The transcript is spliced from 4 exons. NCBI's taxonomy places the organism in Eukaryota, Metazoa, Arthropoda, Insecta, Lepidoptera, Noctuidae. The record is from RefSeq and is a predicted model, not a curated record.
AGCAUGGUCUCGGGCCGGCCUCCGCCCGUCAGUCCCGCACGGCGCACUCCCGCCAGUCUACCCGAGACUCCGCACUGCGGCGGUGCCCUAUUACUAAUCUCCGUACUACCACUGUGCUACUUCUAAUCGAAGCGUUCAUUAUCAAUUUGACAACUACGAAACAUCUCUGGAUUUAUAUCCGGAUAUUGACUACGAAGUGAAUAAUUUACAGUUCAGUGUUGUGUUUGGUAAAACGCGAAUUCUGUGAGUUUUCUUAAAGGCUUCACCACUUCUGCUGUUUAUAUUGACGCCGAUUUUUAUCUUUGUGACAGAUUUGGUGCAUCGGUUGAAAUUUGUUAUAAAGCUGGAAAUUUUAUAGCGAUUCCAGUAAGAGUCAAAAUGAAGAAAAACAGAAAUUGUCAGAGUGGCUGGUGGGUGGUGCUGCUAACUGCGACCCUAGCUGUUCAGUCCGCGGCCGAAGCUGGAGUCGGAUUGUAUAAUGCCAAGCUGAAGCAAGUCACUACGUCAAGCACCCUGAAGUGGACCAAUCUGAAGAAGGAAUCUAUGAGCAACUAUGUUGUUGGGGCUGAAUCUGAACAAGGUCCCAUAUACCUUUGCAGAGCUCGACAUGAAGGUGAUAUGAUAUUAGGUCAAUUGAGGCCUGAUUACACAUCAUGCGCAGUUUCCGCAAGGAAAAGUUACAAUGCAUUUGAAGUGCUAGAAAAUAUCGAAAAUGCAUCUUUGAUCAAUUGGAUACCUUGGUUUAGAUUCCACGCUAAACCCAGUGGCGCUGUAGUUGUGGACUCAUCAGUGGAUUCAGUUUUCAUUGGAAGAAUGAAGGCCCAAAGCGGUUACUCUCAUUACAUCGGACGCAUUGCCUACGAAAACGUGAUUGGCCAGUUGAUUACUUUUGAUGACAAAAAUAACGAAAUGAUCGAGAAAAGCGGCGAGAUAUUAAAAGAAAUUGAGCCCAUUAGUUACAAAUUGGAGAAUGUGGAGUUAGACCGAACUACAGAACAUGUUCGCCAAACGGAACCAGAAGUGUUUGAAGAACGAAUUCUAAAAAAUGAGGACGAAGCCGGAGCUACUGUAACUACAGAAAUAGAAUACGAUUUCAACUACACAUUGUCUUGGGGUCAUGGGCAUGGUAUUGCCAUCGGCCUGAAUACGACAAUUGAAUUGGACGACGGCACUCAAUUCCCCCAAAUACAAUGGGCAAACCCGUUUACUGAGAGAAGAACCAAAUUACACAAACUGGAACAAUACCUGGAACCUGGUACUGCCUGUAAUGUUACAUUCAGGGGUAACCUUACAAACAGAGACGUCCAAUAUACUGCAAAAUUAGUAACAUUUUAUCUUGACAAUGAAUCGCGAUCGAGGGAAAUAAGAGGCCAACGUAUUGAAAAUACAUUAGAAGUAGAGGCAAUUUAUGGCGAGAUAUAUUUCUUAGCUAACAAUAGCCUAGUGCCGACGACAACUACUACUACCACAACUACUACCACCACCACCACGACAACUCCUCCGCCUGAGACCGCGCCGCCAGUACCUGAGGACAACGAUGUGGCAGCCAUGAAGAAAGCCGACCAACCCGAUCAGAUGGACAGCGGAGAUCUAGUGAACGAGAGUGGCGAGGGUAUGGUUAAAGCCUCUUUGCCAAAGGAAGACAUCAAGAAAUCGGUCGUAGGUGGACUCGGCAGCAACCCUAAUGGAGCAUCGAUGAAGUUCUUCACAAUCACGUUAUUGAUUCCAGUGCUUUCACUCUUACUGUAAAAUAUAUCAAAUUUAAUGCUUUUGUAUAUAGCAACAAAAAUAUCAUUAAAUAUAUAGUUGCUUGGUCGUUUAUACAUGUAUAUGUACGUUUUGGCAACUGAGCUUGAUGCUGUUGUUUUAAAUCCGAGGCGCGGUUGACACCAAUCUCGGUAAAAUUGUGUAAAUAAAAAUAUUUUUGAUUUUCUUGACAUUCCUGUUAUGUGAUUUCAUUCCAAUGUGUAAAUUGAGGAGCCAAAAUUAAUCGCAUAACUGUAAAUAGAUAUAUCUGUAAAUAAAUAGUUAACUGAUAUGGAAGUCGCAGAGCGGCGUGAGAGUAUCGUCAUUAUAAUGUAAUGAAGUGGAAACAUCGUAGGUAGGGAUAAUAAUACCGAGUGAAGAAAGACACUGUUACCAUGACAAGCUGUAAUAAAAUCACCUAUCAUAAUGUACCUUGGAUAACCUCAAGGCAGCAAACUCACAUUUGUGAUAUCAAAGUGUUUCAAAAUUCAAAAUCAAUCUUAUAAGAGCAAAAUAUGUUACCUACAAUAUUUUAAAUGUUGCAAUGUACAAAACACCAUGUUAGAUAAUUUUUAUCAUUUUGAUGAUGAAUCUCAUUUGAUAAAUUGUUUUUUCCUUGAAGGCUAAAGCCAACUUUUGAGUAAUUGUUAAUUUUAUUCACCGCAAGGUUACGUGUAAAGUUUUAAGUAAUUUAUUUUAAUCAUAUUCCGUUACCUAAUAUUAUCAUACUUUGGGUAUAAUUACUGAUUUAAUUAACUUGUCCAGUCGUACUUUUCAGCUUAACUUGCUUUGUAGAAUAGCAAUUUGUUGCACAGUAAAUGCAGAUACAUGACGCGUUUAAUAAUUAUGCAAAGUAAUGACCACCACUGUGGCUGCUGGCUAUCGUGGCAAUAGUGUGACGCACAGUUUAUUUAUUUUCGCGUAUUAGUAAUUAGAAACAUCGUUUAGUACCUCCUAUCUUUAAUAUUUAGUAUUACCUUAGUUAUAAUUGUUAUUUUUUAAUUUUAAGUUACAAGAGUCUAAACAUCCAGAAUUAAGAGAUAUUAUUAUUUUAAAGCAUAUAGUGUUUAUUCACAAAUAAUUUAUUUUGUUUUUAUUGUCUCUUUAUUAUACGAAUACAUCUAAGUUCAGAUAAAAUUAUAAUUACACUAUUAUAAAUAAAAACUUAGCACGAGGUUUAACUGAAGAUUUAAUAAAUCUAUGACUUUGUUGUUUAAGCCAAAGUUAUUCUUUGUAAGUUAGCCUACAUUUGAUAAUUUAGACCGUAACUGCAUAAAGUUCCAUCCCUCCGUGUAAUGAACAUCAUUCUUGUUAGUUGUUAGAUACAAGUAGACUCAUAGUUUUGGAAUCGUUUGGUAGUAGUAUGCUUAGCGGACUUUUGUCAAUGUGUAAAGAAAAUGGAUGAUAUUUUUGUAUGAAUUGAAAUCGAUUGUAAGUGUUCGCCUUAAUUGUAAGUGAACCGUCUUCGUCAUGUUGGGUUUCAGUACCAGUGUUAUAAUGGAGUGAUUCCAAAUGCGUCAGUAUUUCUGUUAAUUGAAUAAAAAACUUAAAAAUUGCAUCUCUUGAUAUACUUAUAAUUUAAUUAUUUAAAGUUAAAGCAUCGUCCCACCUAGUGUACCAUUAUUGGAUAAGAAUUAAAAUAUAAUAACAAAACAUAAUUAUAUUUAUUGGUCUCGUUUAGCUUCAAAAUAUUGUGUGUCCGGUAUAGAACGUUAAGCAAAACAUUUCGAAUGUCUUCAAGUGGAAAGUAAAGGCCUGUAUGUUCAACGUGUAAUAUUUUUAAGAUUGCUUCUAUUCCCCGUUAGUUAGAAAAUCUAUUCCAUAAUAUUAAGGCAUGUUCUAUUGUUGUACCUAUAUGUAAUUGAAAUAGACCCUGCUGUUUGGGUAGAUAUUAUAACAAUGAAUCUCAUGACAUCAACAUUGUUUUGCGAAGCAUAAUUGUGAUGUUCCAUGUAAGUUUACUUUGUUUAAAUUCAUUAAAGCAUUGAUUAAAGUGUAACUGAAA